UAUUUGCAUGAAUCAUAUUUGUUCCCACACAUUUAUUAUGGAAAAAUGCAAUGCAAAAGUGACAAUUAAUUACAUCCGUAAUUAUUGUAAGCCCUUGCAAACUAACUGUCUGUGUAAAUAGACUAUUUAAAUGAACCAGUUAUUAAACUGGUCUGUUUUCUCUUGCUGUGUAAUUGGCAAGUCAAGCGUUUGAUUUUCCAUGUUGUCAUCACUGUAGAUAAACCGAUGGUUGAUGGAGGGACCCUGGAGAUACUAAACUGCAGUCAGGUGCUCACACGGCAGAUGAAGAACCAGAGAGCAGUGAGAAGCAAACUGUCUGCUUUGAGUGUAUAUAAGUUGUUUUGAUUGAAUAUUUUAAUAUAUUCUCAGGAAUUUUUCAUGAUGGAAGAUUUGUUUAUUUAAAGCUGUAAAUGGCCAGGUUGCUUGUGACGCACAUGAGAUCAGGAUCCCUCUUCAGAGAGUUUCCAUAUCAGACUGAAUGUUUUUAAAUGGAGUCCUCCGCUCAGGAGGGGUUUGAUUCAGAUGAGGCUCAGUUUCAGAUGCGGACGGCGGUGAGGAACGCGACGGUUUUGUGGCCUCGGGCGCGUCUGGUGCUGGAGACUCUGAUGGUGCUGAUGAGUCUGGGCGCAGUGACGGGUGAGAUACUGGUUAUUUUUUUUGUUUGUUGCAGCAAAAAAUUCCUUACUGUGACCUCUGUCCUCAUCAUCAAUCUGGCCAUUAGUGAUUUCUUAGUGGGAAUAGGAGUAAUGCCAUUUGUGGCUGUUUCCAUUAUGAACAACGGAUGGGUCAAAGGCAAUGAUCUAUGUCUAUAUGUCGGCUACACAUCUUCAGUAUACUGCACAGCAUCAGUCUUAACACUUGCUGCUAUCGCCCUGGACCGUUAUUUCGCCAUUGUGGACUGUCUGCGGUACGAUUCCCGCUGCACUAUUUGGAGAACAGGUUUGGCAGUGCUAUGGAUCUGGCUGCAAGCUAUGGUGACCAGCUGUCCUCCUCUCUUGGGCUGGAGCAACAUUAGUUUUGUGGCUCCCAUGUACAGCUGUGCAGUGAACUGGGCCAACAGCCCAAGCUACACCAUCAUUAUGGCCUCAUUAACAUUUCUUCUACCAGCUAUAGUCAUCCUGUUCUGCUAUGUGAAGAUUGUCCGUGUGGCACGGUACCACGCUAGGAGGAUUCACAGUCUGGAAGAACAUCUCCAACGUAGCAGGACCCCAUCUGUCUUGAAUCUCCAACACUCUUUCAUGGACUCCUUCACGCCAUCCAAGCUGGUGUACCAUGUGAGUGGGAAGUUUGUGAUGGAUCAGUUAGAUGUUCCUGGUGAAAUUUCUCCAGAUGCACCAUCUGAGAUGUCUUCCAAGUCAGCUGGUGGACGUCUGCACUCAUUCUUGGCUCAAAUCCAUAGCAGUAGCCUGCAGAAUCCCAACCAAACUCAACAUCAUGGAGUCUUGAGGUUGUUCUUGGUCAUUGCCGCUUUCUUCUUGUGCUGGACGCCCUACAUUAGUGUAGCUCUGGUGCAGGCCACUGAAACUGCCCUGUCCCGACCCAGCAGCCUCGUUCCCCCAUCUGCAGUCACUUUGUCCUAUUGGCUGGUGCUGUUAAAUUCUGAUAUCAACCCGUUGUUGUAUGCGCUCCUCAGCAAGCGUUUCCAAGUUGCUUUCCAGAGUUUGAGAUGGAAGAUUCUGGCCAGGUUGGGGAGUGUUGUGGGACGAGGAGGAGGAGCUGAGAGGUCUACAGGUGGAGGUGGAGGUGAGAGUGACCCCACUAAUGGAACGACCCACAGCUCCACAGCACACUCCAGAAACGACGGGGAACCAGCAUACCCUUCUGUCUUCACUCUCAGCUCUCAGUUACCCAACAGCUUCAAGGAGCAGCUGAAUAAUGUUCUUCCUGUGGCCACUUCUUCUCGUCCUGUUUGUCAUAAAUGUGGCGGACAAGGUUCUAGGACGGUGGACCACCUGCAGGUUCCCUCCAAACAGUGUGAGCGGAACAGACUUCCUUACUCUGCUGCUACUAAAAAGAAACAAGCCACGUUCUUUUAUGGACAGAUCACAGUAAGAGUAGAACAUGAUAUUUGCUGAGUUUAUCACAUGUUUUAAAUCAUAAUAGUAUUUUACAAUAUUGCUGUUUUUACUGCAUUUUUAACCAAAUAAUUGCAGCCUUGGUGUAAGAUGCUUUUUUUUUAAUAUUUAAAAACUUAUU
This is a messenger RNA of Cyprinus carpio (common carp), 2196 nucleotides long. Its product is annotated as alpha-1A adrenergic receptor. Bases 489 to 2075 code for a protein of 528 amino acids. The record is from RefSeq and is a predicted model, not a curated record. The transcript has 3 exons. Gene Ontology annotation, cellular component: membrane. Gene Ontology annotation, molecular function: G protein-coupled receptor activity. NCBI's taxonomy places the organism in Eukaryota, Metazoa, Chordata, Actinopteri, Cypriniformes, Cyprinidae. Gene Ontology annotation, biological process: G protein-coupled receptor signaling pathway.